AUGGCAUCUUUACCGGUUAUUGCUUGCGGCACCGCCAACCCACAGGUUUUCAACGCUGUCAAACCUCUCUACCUACCCGAGUACGAAAUUAUACACAAUGUCACCGGCAGCGCCUCCGGAGCAGUCGAAAUACCCUUCUUGCUGCAGGGGCAGGCCCCUCCUGUUGCAGAAGAGCCCAAUCGCGGCACUAUGAACUAUUCCAAACCGCCCGUGGCUGUGUUUUUAGGGGCUAUGUACGGUGAUAAGGAAUUCGAAGAGAUGCGUCAGGCGUGCCGCGGGCUUAGCUCAGUCCCUUGGUUGAGGAUGGAUAUGGCUGUGCCGAAACCGCCGCUGGGACCGGGGUAUGCGGAGCAUGUCGUGCAGAGGAUCAAAGCAUGCAUGAAGAAUAUUGAAGCUGAGGGAAAGCUGGAGCAAGAUGGCGUAUGGGGAAGAGGGCGAGAAUGUCGAGAGGAAGCCCAAAUUCCGAGCAUUCUCGAGGAUGCGGACCUCAUUCUCGACGGAUUUCGGCCCGGCGCGCUGAUGCGGCUCGGGUUUGGUCAGCGCAUGGUGCAUGAGAUUGUCCGGCGGCGCAGUAGGGGCAUUGUGAUGCACGCGAGAACACCAAUAGGUGGUGCGGAGGGUGGCACGAACGUUACCAAACAGGGCGCAGCAAAGCAAAACAUCUCUCUCACUCACUCAACUCACCACUUUCUCUUCCCAUCCCUGCUUGUCCUCUCUCCGUCCUCUAUCUCCGUUUCUUCUUCUCUUCAUGUGCUACGACACCUGAGUGACUGGCUCCUCCCGGCUGGCCAACCGUGCUGCUCUCCAUUGUCUCCCCUUCGUCCCCCCUCAACCAGACUAGGCACCCGGCCAAACCUCGAAUCUCGCUCCCUCACCCUGGCCGUGCUCCCCCCCGACCUUGACCCCGGCACCUCCACAUUGUCAAUACAACGUGGAUCAGACUGCUCAUCCCGGGGGUUGACCUCCCCAAGGAGGUCAUCCCGGAUACCCAAAGCGGCCAUGUCUGACGACCCGACAUGCCCCCAACCGGAGGCCUCAACGGCCUCCGGUCUUCCCCAGGAUCUGUGUCUGGUUGGACGCGGUGGAACCUCUAGCGCUCAAGGUCGACGAUGGCGCGACACCUCCAAGCGACGGCGGCCGUUCUGGGUUCUGCUCGUGCUGGUGUGCUGGAUCUCGUGGGCCUCGCCCGCAACGGCUGUGCUGCUGAAUUUCGACAACUGCUUGGACAAGGCCCGUCUUGACUCGGAUCCACGGCUGCUCCAAUUUGUGCCUCUGGAUGUCUCCGUCACAUUCAACCUGACGGACCCGCUCCGCCCACUGAACGUGACGGUCUACGGUAACGUCUCUGGCACUGCCGACGGACGCGCAGAUUAUCCGCCAGCGGAUGAUCCUCAGUGGAACAACCCCAACAUUACCGUGGGCAAGAUCGAGGACCUGAGCGACUCAAACAACAAGUAUUCGACCUUGAUGACCUCGUUCAAUGUGCUCAACUUUGCCCCCUAUCACCAUCCCGAACGCUUCUGCACCCAACUCGGCCAAGGCGAGUGCCCCUUGGGACCGGUGUUUGAUGUCAACGCAAGUGAUUUGACCCAACUACACUCCUUCUCUGUCCAGCAUGAUAUGCUCUCCUCCUACCGAUUCUCGACCAUCUCGCCCAAUCUUCUCAUUCUGUCUGGCGAUGUCUCUGCCGCCGAGCUGGGCUGUAUCUCCGUGUCCAUCACCCCCGAUCUCGGUUCCUCCCUCAAAGAUGCCCUGGCCUAUGUACCCCUCGUCAUUCUGGUGUUGGUGGGCAUCGCGACAAUCACAGCGGCCAUGUACAGUCCCUGGGGCACAACAGACCCGUUUCGAUGGACGAGCAACUAUGGCCGCGACGAAGAUAUUCUGCGACUGGUCACCCCUGGCUUUGCUGAUUGCCUGCAGUACAUUCAGUAUGUGGUGCUGACAGGGGCUCUAUCAUUGAAUUACCCAGGCUUUUACCAGCCGACGGUGAGUCAGGCGGCCUGGUCGUCUCUCAUGUUCAACCAGAGCUUUGUCAACCCAGGUAGCGGCUAUAAUCCGGUUGUGGACGGCGUCUAUGCGAUUAAUGGGACCUAUGGUUUGGAUCGAUUCAACCAGCUGGUGGGAAUGGCUACCACCCGCGAUAUCUGGCCUGGUAUGAUCGUAUGGCUGCUGGUUAUUUUGGUCAGCGUCACGCUCCUGGUCCAGGCUGGCUUUGUGUUGCGUUGGAUUCACCGCGAGAUGGCGCAUAUCCCCGAGCAAGACUUGCGUGCCAAAAACGUGCCAUUUACCGUUGGCAACAUCAUCCGCAUCGUAUUCAGCUACUUGCUCCUUCCCAUUGUCUCGCUAUCCUUCUUCCAGCUUGUUAUCGCAGGCAAUUCACCCGCCUACACGACUGCUUUGGCUGCAGUGGUGAUCCUCAUCUUGGUCUGCUUUUCAUUUUGGGGUAUCCGAGUGAUUGUCAAUACUCGCCCGCGGUCUCAUCUGUUCGAUGAUCUUCCAACGGUUCUCCUAUACGGCCCGCUUUAUAAUACUUUCUGCGAUGACGCAGCACCUUUUGCCAUGGUGCCAUUGUUUUUGACAUUUGCUCGAGGUGUCGCUAUUGGGGCUUUGCAGCCAUCGGGCAUUGCUCAAAUUGUGUUGCUUGCUAUCUGUGAAGUGGUCUCGGUGCUCACGCUUGUGGCUUUCCGACCAUUCCCCGGACCGACGCUCAUGAACUUGUACCACUGCUGCUUUUCCAUCAUCCGGUUUCUGACCAUCUUGCUGAGUGUGGUGUUUGUUCCGUCUUUAGCGGUUUCCGAGGCAGCACGAGGAUGGAUUGGUUACGUGAUUCUUGUUCUGCAUGCACUGGUGCUUAUCUUUGGGUUCUUCCUCAACGCUCUACAGACCUUCAUCGAGGUCAUUGCACGACUUGCUGGUGCCGGUGGUACUACUCGCGGCGGUUUGGCCAAAGUCUUUGGAAUGCGCCAGCUGUCGAGGCGUGCCCCUCAACGUGAUAUCCAACGCGAUAUCACUCGACAGAGUCUCGGUUCUGAAGCCGCGAUGCUCGCCCCUGGUGACGAUCGCAUGUCUUCUCAAUUUGAUGGAUCUCGCCCCCGCAGUCUGUCAGGCAACUCGGCUCUUCUCAUUAACCGUGCCAGUGACGGCCGCGCAAGCCAGCUGCUUGACUACGCGAGUUCGCAUGGCGGCACUCACAGCCGUGCUGCAAGCAGCGGGCUCUACACGCCUACGACACUCGGUGGCCACACUUCCUACGGCGGAGCUGAUUCUCCUGUGAUUGGUAUGCAGCCCCGUGAUCCGUACUAUCGGCCUCCGCGACCAGGACGAAGAACGCCCCAAUCCAGCUCCUUUGAUGGUGGUCGGGUCCCGAAGACCCUGAUGAAGCCCAACCGCGCUAUGGAUACCGAAGACGAUCUAGGAGAUGGCCCACCGGUUUCUGGCCGGGCGACUCCUACACCAGCCUACAUCCCAGCACCCAAGGAAGACAUGGAACUUGAAGACCCUCGCAAACAAAAAGAUUAUGCCGUCCGAGAAGUCGAUUUUUACUACCGUGUCCGCGGCCCGCCCCUCUCGCACAUGGGCACUCGUAAACUGAAGACGGGCCCAGCAGACCCGACAGGCCCAGUUUCUUCCGCAACAGGGUGGUUCCGGAACUUCUUCCAGGGAAAAACCAAGGAGAAAGGCAAGGGAUUUGAGGUGGUGCGAAGUGCAAGGGCGCCACCACCUGGUAUGUUUGAUGGGGAGUUCAAUGAUGAACCCUACCAAGACGACCCCGAGAAUGGAGGUCAUUCUCGCCACGUCUCCACCGCCUAUAGCCCGUACCAGGACUCAGAUGGUGACCACGACCACCGGCAAUCGAGUGACCGUCCUCCUGUUCUACCGCAAGUCGACUCCGUCGGCAACAUCGAGCUGCCAAGCCGGAUGGGAUCCCGUCGCACGGUCCAAGGGCCACUAGAAGAGGCGACCGAAGAAGCACCUCAGCCUCUACCCGCCGUCACCGAAAUAUCACCAGAGUCCCCCACCACCGCGAAAAUGCCGUUCAGCGGAAGCAGCUCCCCCCCUCCCAAGAACGCAAUGCCUCCGUCGCAUCUACAACUCGAUCUGUCACUUCUAGCAGCCGCCGGAGUCACAAAACUGGGCAAGAAGAUGGCCGCUCUGACCGUCCUUCAAGCAUGGGCUAGUCCGGAUGAGCCCUCUUUCACUGGCAGUGCCGCAGAGCUAGUCGACGAGCCAUUGCACGCCGACCAUUAA
Penicillium lagena is the source of this 4248-nucleotide messenger RNA. RefSeq lists its product as uncharacterized. NCBI's taxonomy places the organism in Eukaryota, Fungi, Ascomycota, Eurotiomycetes, Eurotiales, Aspergillaceae. The coding region runs from base 1 to 4248 and encodes 1415 amino acids. The transcript is spliced from 7 exons. The record is from RefSeq and is a predicted model, not a curated record. Gene Ontology annotation, biological process: transmembrane transport.